Messenger RNA from Anoplopoma fimbria (sablefish), 1706 nucleotides. RefSeq names its product follistatin-related protein 1-like. The transcript has 10 exons. Gene Ontology annotation, biological process: regulation of BMP signaling pathway; multicellular organism development; cell differentiation. Bases 148 to 1104 code for a protein of 318 amino acids. The record is from RefSeq and is a predicted model, not a curated record. Lineage: Eukaryota; Metazoa; Chordata; Actinopteri; Perciformes; Anoplopomatidae. Gene Ontology annotation, molecular function: protein binding; calcium ion binding.
UCUUCAUCUAAAUGGAUCCAUACUGACAAUUUGGAUAUUUUGGAUAUUAAUGAACCACCUGAUUGAUUAAUUGAUUGACUGGUUUAUUGAUUACUUUUGGCUGCUGAUCAAAACCUGUGGAGUUACUUCUUCUUACAGGCUGUUUUAAUGAGCAACAGCUUCUGGACAAACUGUUGUUGGACUGGAAAGAUGUUGACCAUCUCAGUGCUCCUGCUGCCGUUGCUCCUCUCCUCUCCUCCCGUCUCCUCAUCUCCUCUGGCCAAGGAUCGGUCAGUGUGUGCCAGGACUUCCUGCGGUGCCGGUCGAGAGUGUGUAUCGACUGACAGAGGAGAACCCAUCUGUCGCUGUUUACAGCAGUGUGACGUGACGGAGAACUGGGUUUGUGGAAGCAACGACCGAUCCUACAGGAAUCACUGUGAGCUGCACAGAGACGCCUGCAUCACCAAGACCAAGAUACAUGUGGAGCACAGAGGACGCUGUCUGGAGAAACCAACAAAGACAGAUGUGAGCCCCAUGGUGUGCUUCCUGUCAGAUCGUGAUUGGCUGAGAGAGAGAGUGAUCCAGUGGAUUCAGGAGGAGGUUGAAUCUGACAACACUACCUCAAAUAUGACCUCAGCCAAUCAGCUCCUGCAAACAUACUUCAAGACGUACGAUAACGGGGAUUCAGAGCUCGAUUCCAAAGAGUUCCUGAGCUUCCUGAAGCACAAUGAGACGGCCCUGAACAUCACGUACUCUAAUACCCUAAAGACUAACACGCUGCUGAGGUCUCUGUGUGUCGAUGCUUUAAUCGAGCUGUCGGAUGAAAACGCAGACUGGAAGCUGAGUUUUACAGAGUUCAUCAACUGUUUGACCCCGACCUACCAUCCAUACGAGAGAAAGUGUGCUCUGGAGGAUGAGGUGUUCGAGGACGGAGCCGAAACUCGGAUGGAGUGUAACAAAUGUGUGUGCGCUUGUGGAAACUGGGUGUGCACCGCUCUGAGCUGCAAUGGAGAGCAUCAGGUAGAGGAGGACGUUAAAGAAGGAGCAGAAGAAGAAAUGACAGAAGAGGAGUGGAGCAGGAGAGUGGCUGAACUCAACGCGCUACAGGUGGACAGUCAACACUGAACUGCUGCGACAGAAAAAAUGUAAUCCAUCAUUCAUUAGUCUCCUUAAAUUACUCAUUACUCCGAGAGGAAAGAACAAUAAAAAUGUCCUUGUGUAAGUAAGUGAAUAAGUAAGUGAAUGCCCAUCACCAUGGAGACCUGAGGUCACACCCUCUGCACCUUUAACAGCCAAUCGGCAGCUGAGCUCCUGAUGAGAGGAACAACUCAUCACAAACAGUCUCAAGCUGACUUUUAUACUUUCAAAACAUCAUAUAUGAGGGUACAUUUUUCUAACGUGCUUUCUAUAAUUUAAUAAAUCAGUUUUUUUAUUGAUCAUUUGCUGCAGGUGAAGUUGUUUUACAUAUUCAGAGAUGCUGUCAACUUUGUAUGGCAUGUCACUGUUUUCUAUGUUUACAUGUAAUUCUGGCAGUUUUUAGGUAGUUUAAUUUGCUUGAUUUGCUUCUUUAUUUAAGAAAAAAGGCGCCAAAUACUGAUGAUUGAUUCUUAUUGAUUGAGUCUGCCAAAAUUGUUUUCAGAGGCUGAUAAAACAGUCAGGGGGUUGAUUCAUUUUUAAUUGUUUCAUUGUAAAUGAUAUACCUUAUUUUGUGUAUUCAGGUUGAGAAA